Messenger RNA from Monoraphidium neglectum, 1161 nucleotides. RefSeq lists its product as hypothetical. The record is from RefSeq and is a predicted model, not a curated record. The transcript has a single exon. The coding region runs from base 1 to 1161 and encodes 386 amino acids. NCBI's taxonomy places the organism in Eukaryota, Viridiplantae, Chlorophyta, Chlorophyceae, Sphaeropleales, Selenastraceae.
AUGGCCCUCUGGACGCAGGAGAAAAGCAGUCGGGCGCAGUGGGAAGCGGCGGCGAAUGCGAGGGACGGCCAGCGCGCGCAGCUGCAGGACCUGAUCAUGCGCGUCGACGCGGCGCUGCCUGGCAAGGCGCGCGCGCAGGUGCGCGCGGCAGCCCGCGACGCGCUCGAUGCGCAGGCCGCCGAGGCCGCCGCGGCCGCUGCGGCUGCGGCUGCGGCUGCGGUGGCGGCCGCUGCGGCGGCUGCGGCCACGCAGGCAGCCGCCGGGGCGGCCGCGUGCGCGCAGGACGCAGAGGAGCAGCCUGGCGGCGCCGACGGCGGCAUGGCGGCGGUGCAGGCGUCGGCCGGUGUGUUUGGGGGUGGGAACCAGGAUAGCGUGAUGUUGUGCACGACAGCGAUGGUCGCAGCCAGCCGGCUGUUUGUGCCGGCGGGGCAGCGCGUGGCUUUCGGGGGCCGCCCCGCUGAGCAGCAGCUGCUGGCGUGGAUGGCGGGCGCGGCGACCCCGCCGCGGGCGUCGGUUGUGCAGCAGCUGCCAGUGCAGCAGUCGCCUCAGCAGCAGCAGUCGCAGCUGGUGCAGGUGUCUUGCGAGGGGCCACGCCACCUGACACUGCCGCAGCAGCGGCAGCUGCUGCAGCGGCUCCAGCAGCAACAGCAGCAGGCGCAUGCCUUCGCCCUCAACGCAAGCUGGCAGCAGUUUCAGCAAGAGGGGUACCGUAGCGGGCCAGAGGCGCCCACCGGCGGCCGUCCCCGCAGGGCCGCAGGCGCCUGUAUGGGCGCCUCUCGGGGUGCGAGCGAGGCGGCGGCGCAGCCGGCGGUUCUGGAAGUGUUCGAGACAGGCUCCCACCACCAGGGCAGUGGGAAUGCUGCCGGCGCGGCUGUGGCAGCGCGUGCUGAGGAGCCCGCAGCUACUGUGGGCCUGGAGGCGGCGGCGGCGGCGAGGGGCAUUGUCCUGGAGCGGGGAGGUAGGAGCAGCCCAAGCAGCGGCGCGGCCGCGGGCGACGAGCAGGGGUCAUCCAUGGCCGCAGCGGCGGGCGCGGCGGCCGAGGCGCUGGCUGAGGCCCGGCGGCGCUCGCGGCGCAGCACGCUGGCGCGCUGGGGGGGCGGCGUGGCUGCGGCUUUUUGCUGCGGCGCGCUGCUUGCGCUCUGCCGGGCGCGCCGGCGCUGA